Molecule: messenger RNA, 3057 nt
Organism: Prorocentrum cordatum
Lineage: Eukaryota; Dinophyceae; Prorocentrales; Prorocentraceae
Source: the annotation of a GenBank genome assembly
AUGCUCAAGCUGGCCUCCCCGCAGGGCGAGACGGAGGUCCCUUCGUCUUCAUCGGUCCAAAGCCCCUCGAACGAGGCCCCCGACAUGACCAGGAACCAGCGCCAGACCGCCAUCAAGCAGUUGGAAGCAGCGUUGGCCACCCUCCACGGCGCCGAGCAUGCGGCCCUGAGGGAUUCGAUCAACCAGGAGAUUGCCAGCCACAAGCAGGCGAUCAUCUCGGACAAGCCCCUGGGCCAGCGCAGGGACCACUGCAAGGCCGCGCUCGAGAGGGCCAAGAAGCGCCCCCAGCAAGCCCGAGAGGCCCUACGCCUCACGGAAGCCGCCGUCCAGGCCGCCGAGAAGGAGGAGCUCCGCCUGGCGCAGGAGCUCGCCGACCUCCAGCAGGCCAUCUCCGAGGCUCCCGUUCAAGAGGAGGGCCUCGCCGCACUUAAGUCGCAGUUGGAGGCGGCCUGCCAGCAGCUGUCCAAGGUCGGGGGCACGCAUCCCGACGCCAUCGCCGACGCCGAGGCCCGCAGUCGGGACCUUUUUCUGCGCUUCGAGGCUUCCCUGGCCCAGCACGCUGCCAAGGAGGCGGGCGGCAUGAACGUGCCGCGGCGCCACUCGGCGAAGAGCCCUCCAGUGCCAGGGGAGGACACGAGCGCCCCCGGGGUCCCGCUCACCCACCGCCACGUGGGCAAGCAACCCCUACAGCCGCAGGAGAAGAAGAAGAAGAAGAAGCAGCAGACCCUCACCAAUUACUUCAACCUCUCCAGCGGGAUCCCGGACCCCGCAAAGAUGGCCCCUUCCGCGCCCGCGGAGCCAGGGCCGCGAGCAGAGGUACUCGCCAUAUCCCGAAACGCCACCAUCGUCAGCAGCACGGAGAUCAGCAUCAGCCCGCCCACAGGUGUCUUUUGCCGACGUGGUCGCGAAAAGCGACGGGUGAACUUCGCCAUGGAGGCGAACCAGUACCACUACAUUCCCGACCUCGGGUUUCACCAUCAAGAUCUCCAAAUUUACAACAGUGUUCCUUCGAGGUGGAAGAGACAUUGCAAGAAGAGAGCUCGCAACGGAGCCCAGCUCAUUCUUGCCACCUUCAAUGUCCAGACACUGGAUCCGAAGGAGCGCCGGCAGCUACGCCGCAUCGGCGAGAGCGUCACCGCUCGCACGCACUACGUUGAGGACUUCUUCAACAAGCAUCACAUUCAGUUGGCAGGCGUCCAGGAGUCGCGACUUCCCGAUUCUGGUUGUCAAGAUCUGGACCAUUACUUCACCUUCUCCGCCCCCUCCACUGACGACGGGUUGGGGGGAGUGCAGAUCUGGCCUCAUAAGGACCUCAAGGUCCUGGCCAGCACGGCGGCUGCGAAUGCAGUCAGCCCCCGUCUGCUACGCACGGAGUUCUCUGCAGCAGGCCUCACGUUGACAGCCAUCUCGGCGCACGCCCCGGUGGCAUCAGCGCGCGCGGAAGAGGAGCGAGCCUUCUGGGCAUCCCUCCAGAAAGAAUUGGCCGCUGCACUGCACAAGCGCGCCCUAAUCGUCUUCAUUGAUGGCAACGAUGACGACGAGGCGGCCGGAGUCAACUCCAACUACCAGUUCGCCCUCGAGUGCCGCCUGGCGCACGACCUCCAGGAUGCCGCCGAGCUAAGCGGCACAAUUGAGCCCACCUGGUUCGGGAUCCCGGGCCACGAGAAGCGCAGCGACCAUGUCUGGCUCGGCCCCCGCUGGCACCGCAAGCUGCACGCCACGAGCGUCCUGCAGGAUUCGCUGUGCUUCUCCGAACGAGAGGACCACCGGGUAGUCAAGGCCACGGUCGCCUUGGACCAGUCGCUGGGUCCGAAGCCUGCGCCCAGCCCCAAGAUGUCAUCGGAGAAGUUGCACGACCCCAAAAUACGCCAGGCCCUCGAAACGGACAUGUUCGCCCUCGCGGACGAGCCCCAGCACAACGUCACUCAGGGCCCCGACGUCUACCACGCUCAGAUGAUCGAGCACGUCCAGGACCUCCAACGCAAGCACUUUUUCGCGCCGGCGUCACAAGUUCCCAAGAAGCCUUGGAUCUCUUCGACGAGCUGGGCUCUCAUCAAGAACACCCCGGGCAUCAGGAGGGCGACUCAGUCCUCUGCCUCCCUGUCGGCGCACCGCAAUGCCACGAGGGCGCUAACUCGGGCCGAUCGGCAGACCUGGGCAGAGGGCCUGGCAAGGCAGGCGGACGUCGCAGACCGAGAUGGCAACACCAAGGCUCUGUUCGGCAGCGCCCGUCAGAUUCGGACGCCCCGGGGUUUCCAGAAGCACGCGAAGGUCAACGACGAGCAGGGCCGCUCGCUGUGCGAUCCUGGUCAGAUCUCCUCAAGGUGGAAGCGCCACUGGGUGUCCUUGUUCGCCGGCCAGAUUCUCCCGAUGAGCGAGGUCGCUGCCCACGUGCAGCAAUUCAUGCCCCUGUUCAACUUGGCCACCUCGGCGGCGACGGCUCCGGCGGCCAUGAAGGGCGGCAAGCUGUUCGACAUCUGGAAGCAGAAAGGCGACCCCGCGAACUGCGACUCCAGCCGCGGGUUGGGCGCCCUAUGCUUCAACCUCGGCUACGGGCUGGGCCUCGGGCGCGCGAGACGCCGUUUCACCGAAGAGGGCGUCGUCCUGCAGCUGCUCGCGCCGGCCGUGCUCGCUGCACCUUGGGGUACAAUCCUCGAUGAUAAACCCAACCUGCACGAGACUACCAACACGCCGAAUGACGCCGAGUACGUGGACGGCGCGGUCUUCAUGUUCCAGCAGCAGCAAGAGGGUCGCACCGAGCAGGCCACCAAGGCCCAGCAGUCCUUCGCGCCGCUGGCGGUGCCGAUCUUCGGCUCCUCGCACAUCCAGCUACGCACGAAGCUCAUGCUCGCGCAGUCCUUGAUCCUCUCGCGCGCCCUCUACGCUGUUGCUGCCUGGAGGGGGCAGCUGGACAAAGGCUGGCAGCCGCUCGAGGCCCAGUACCACCGCGUCCUGCGCAGGAUCAACGGCACCAUGAGGUACGGCGCCCCCGACACCAUCACCGACGCUGCUGUCCGCGAGGCAAGCAGGCGGCAGAUGCCAGCCGCUUUAACGUAG